UGUUAGUGCUAUACCAAGCUUUAGUUAACAGUCAUGGAGUCAAUACAGCACUGUUUUAAAUUGCUCAAUUUAGUCCUCUUCAUUUCCAUUUUAGCCUCCAUUCUCUUCACUCCUUGUGAUGCCAGAUUUAUGAUUAAUAUAUGGAAGCAGAAGGGCUUAAAUCUCCAUCAAAGUCCCAUUGCCGAGUUCAUUAACAAGCUGAAAUUAACCAACAAUGUCGUUUCCAAUGCUGAUCCCUAUACCCCCAACUCACCCUUCUAUCUCCCUCCUUUUGACUCACUCUCACCACUUCCUCAGCCUGGCCGCUCUACUCCCCUUACCCCACCAUUAACCUCCAACCCUCCGCCGUAUCCGAUGAGCUAUGGGAUGCCGCCGCCGCCGCCGCCUAGUUACAGUUAUAACUCAUCGGCAAUUCCUCCUAAACACGGAACCAGUCCACCUAGUAUGUUCCCAAGCCCGCCUCAACACCAACCUAGCCCACCAAAACAUGAUCCAAACCCUCCUAAGACUGCACCGGACCAACCCAUUUACGCACCCCCGAUGCUGAACCCACCUUCCGCUUUUGCUCCCCCUCCUAAAGGAUCACGGUCCAGCGGUGGCGGUGUUUGGUGUGUGGCUAAGCCGGCAGUGCCCGAUUCAAUAAUCCAAGCGGCCAUGGAUUAUGCAUGCGGGUCCGGUGCGGAUUGCAAAUCGAUUCAACCCAACCAGCCUUGUUUCCAACCCAACACAUUGAUUUCCCAUGCUUCGUAUGCUUUCAACAGCUACUGGCAGAACACAAAGGGGCAUGGUGGCACUUGCGACUUCGGAGGCACUGCCAUGCUUGUUACCGUCGAUCCUAGUUUCGAUAAAUGCCAGUUCAGCUACAAGUGAUCCAAGGGGGUCUGAGCCAACACUUUUGAUAGAUGUGGUUCUAUGAGCCUGAAAGAGUUUACAGUAUAGGAUGUAUUAUACUAUAUAAUUUAU
Hibiscus syriacus is the source of this 963-nucleotide messenger RNA. RefSeq names its product probable glucan endo-1,3-beta-glucosidase A6. The transcript is spliced from 3 exons. Lineage: Eukaryota; Viridiplantae; Streptophyta; Magnoliopsida; Malvales; Malvaceae. Bases 34 to 870 code for a protein of 278 amino acids. The record is from RefSeq and is a predicted model, not a curated record.